GUCAAGCAAGCACUACACAAGUCAACCGUCGUCGCAGCUGAUCGUACUAGCGUACUAGUCGGCAGCAAGGAGCAAGUUUUGUGCCUACGUUGUCGGGCCUCUUUUGUCCCGCAUAACGUUGGUACAGCAUAAUCACUAUGGGAAACAUCCUGCUUACGUCGCCUCUGAGCACAGCGGCAACGUCUUUCGCAAAACGAAAGCGGAAAUCCACGGACGAUGAUUCCUCCGGACAAGACUCGGAGUGGGCCUCGGCGCCGAAAAGAAAGAAGCUCAUGACUACAUCACAGUACAUCUACCGCACGCUGUUCCUGGAAGGACAAAACAGCGACGUGACCAUCGUGGCCUUGGGAAUCGAUUGGUGCCUCCACAAGGUCUACCUCUGUCAGUCUCCAUAUUUUGCAAGCAUGUUCUGUGGUGAUUGGAAAGAGAAAGAAGAAGGUGUUGUGGAGGUGGGAAUUGAAGAUCCACGAAUUACCUGUGAUGCCCUGAAGAUUGUUUUUGGCUCACUGUACCUGGAUGAAAUUGUCAUUGAGCCAGAUGAUGUGAUCCCUGUGCUGGCGACGGCAACCUUGUUUCAACUGGAUGAACUCAUACAGCUGUGCUCUGAAAUAAUGGAAGAGACAAUCAAGCUGGACACUGUUAUUUCAUAUUACGAAGUUGCUGAACAGUACGCUCUGACACGCCUGAAGCAGAAGUGCUUCGAAUGGCUGGAACGCAAUCUCACGUUCCUUGUCAAUGAGGACGCGAAAACUCUACGGCAGAUUUCCCCUGGCCUCAUGGAGCAGCUGGUCAAAUCACCUAGAUUAGUCGUCGUGCAGACAGAGUUCUCACUCUACCUUAUGGUCACGGCCUGGACUUUUUUGAGGGAGCACCCUUCUUGGGAAGGUGACCUGAAGGAGUGUGCACUGGAAGCACACAAAUACUUUAAGGAGAAAUCAGGAGACUGCUUCACACAGUGUGAAGAAGGCCAGGAAUACACAGAGGUGUACAAGGGCCUGCGAAUUGAGCAUCUCAUCAACCACCCCUUAGACGUGGUGAUGAUAGAGCAGAACAACAUCUACCCAAAAGAGUCUCUGUAUCCUGUGUUCCGUAACCAGUGGUACCAAAUGCUGAGAAUCGACCAAGGCCUCGACAAGGGUCCAAAAAACAUAGCGGAAGAAGAGUUUGACAAAUGCUGCCUGCGUUGUGGCCGAAUCCUUAUGACAGAUGUACAGCACAUUUGGCGGUGGACAGGCUACAACUUUGGGGUGGACCUCAUCGUUACUUACCAAACCAGGACCAUCAAAUUUCGGCGCAAUGACCGGUCAGAGCCUGAAGUGCUACGUUCAAAUGUGGCUUGGGGCCGGAGGCAUCUACUCUACCGGCUUUCAGUGUACACACUGGGGCCCCUAGGUGACGCUGUAUUGCUGGACUCAACAGGUCUUCGGUCACUCACUCUUGGCAGGAAUGCUGAGACCAAAGUGCUCACCAUCGAGAAGGAGUUCAAGCUUCCUAUCAUCAUCAGCGCCAACUUUCUUGUGACCACACCACUCUCCCACGAGACCACUGAGGCUGUGCAGAGCUAACUCGCUACGUGCAGUUUGAUCCCAGUGAACAGCAAAAUGUGUGAAAGGUUACUACUGCAGGACUGCCGGGUUCUGUGUGUGCUAUCUCAUUGCAUGCCGGUGUGUAAAAAUCAAAAUAUUGGCUAGUGGCAUGUACACUUCAUUAACAGUACAAACGACCACCAUUACAGCGAUACAGGAUACAGGGAAACAGGAGCCUGUAAACAGUGCAACUGGAAGGAAAGCAGAAUCAACUGGCUGACCCAUUCGUGGAAUAAGGGAUAUGUGAAAUUCGUUGAGCUGGCUUUUCCUCACGCCUAAGUUGCCCUAACCAAUUAGACCAAGCUCCCGCUUGCAUCACUGCCAGAGCCAAGUAAUAUGUUCUAAAAGCUUGGACUGAGUGAAGGGCGGCAGGGAUGGUGGCACAAGCAUUGAUGCCAUAUUUUUAAUUCUAGUCCAAGGUCCGCCAUCUUGGUCAGGCCAGACAAAUUGUGUGGGGAAGCACACUUGUGGAAUUUGCCGGCACACCACAUAUUGAUCAGCUGGUCACACCAAGAACAACUGCAGCUUGACUGCAUACAAUGCCAAGGUUAAAUUUUGGAGCCAGCGUAGGAGGCACUGCAAUACAUGUCUUUCCUCCUUGGUGCAUGGUUUGGUCCUGUUUCUGUGAAUGCAGCUCCACGAGAUGCAUGUUUUUGUUCAUGCGUUAUUUCUCACGCGAAUGUAGUGGGCUACCUUGUGUCCACGGUCUUCCACCACUGGUGGUCUAUGCCAGGAAUUGGUUUGCAAGGCAGCCCCCUUCCCCUCCUUAGCUGUGCAGUCCCAUGUGUCACAAUUAAAGUUCAUGUUUAUCACAAUCACUUUAUGAUUUAAGUCACAAGUGCAGUGUCAUGCACAGACAUGUUAAAGAGCACAAAAAUAUCGGUAAAUAUAUGUCAUUCACAGAAGUUACCAUUUGGCUGUGUCAUAAAAGCCUUUGCAAAUUCACUCUUGAUAUGAACUACUCGAAAUUCUGAGAGUUUGAUUUAUUGAUCGUGGCACGUAGUUUUCACCUGACACAUUGUUGCUGAUGCCUACAUCACUGACUCUUAUAGUACCAGAUGUUUUAAUUUUUGUUUGCCUCAUCUGUAAAUGUUGGGGCACAUACUGUUGGUGUGCACUUCAAACGCAAACAUCUUUUGCAGUGAGAACUUAUAACUUAAUGAUUUGCUGUGCAAAAAGAAAAAUAGCAUUCUUAGUGAUUCAAUAAGAAUUUUGUCAUGGCUGUAAAAAAUAAAAUGAAAUGUUUGCAUAGGUGCAGUAUUCCCUUGCUCAUGCAAGACAAUGGAAACUUUUUUUCUUAGCAGCCAAUAAAAGUGAUGAAUCAUUUGCAAACAUUCUGCUUGUAAAACAGUUUGUAAAACAAGAAGCUGCAUGAGCAAAAACUCUCCAAGUACUGGCAACAAUCCAAAGGUUAGGAGAUAAACAUUAGGCUGUGUAGCCAACGUCUACACAGCAAGUUUUGUUUGCAGCAUAAAAUUUAUUGCAAUUGCUUUCUUUCUGCAUACUCAAGGGUUUUUGUCAUGGAUGCAAAAACACAAAAAUGUGAUCAGCAUAUAUGGAUCCCAGUGCCAUCAUAGCAAAGGGUGGCAGGUACAUCCCGAUGCCCCAGUUGAUAUGCACCAAGAAUGACAGAGAGAACAAGACUCUUCUAUGAAAAUGUUUACCAGGUGUAGAAUGUUAGAGAUGCUUUUCCAAAGGUGCCUGCAAUUUCUUCUAUGUUAUUAGCUUUUACUCAAACAAAUCUCUCCUGUAGGAAGCAUUUGUAUGCAAGUGGUUCGCACCAGUUGUAAGGCAGAGGAGAAGGGUUACUGGAAAAUGGGCCCAGCUUUACUGGGAAAGCAGCCACAUGUAGGUGGUGCCAAGGUCACACUACAGUGUACUAAAUGGUGCCCAGUGCAGCAAUGUGAUCAUUGCAUGGAUGUGGAACUGAAAUCAGUCACUGCUCAGUGUAAGGCAGUCAGUGUUGGAUCUUGAAGGUCUCUGAGGCAAGCGGGGUAUUUGCACACGUGUCGAAAGGCAAUGUCGUGGUAAAGUUUAACAGAGGUGCAAAGUACUGAUGAAGGGUGCAGGUAGGUGAUAUAAACUUGUCUGGAACAAGGCGAAAGCUUUAUAAAAAAAAAAAAAAAAAAGCCAAGCGUUAGCAACAAAAUCAAGAAAGGAGCGAUAUCUCUAACAAUGGAAGUGGCGAGCAUGACACGAAAAGCAGCCAUGUGCCUUUCAGCAGGCUGAACCAGCGCUUGAACUCUCCCCAAAUUAAUUUUUUUACUUUUGUCUCUUCUGAACGGAAUUUUAGUUCUGUGGAAUUUGCUGAUUACUUUGUAAAUAUUGGCUUAAGAGCACGUAAUAUUGCUGAUGGCAAAUAUAGAGUAGGUUUUAUCGUUCCAGAGGGCCUUCUUUUGUAAAUCAGUUUGUGCACAUCGACUGGGACACCCAGUGUAAAAAUUUGGCCCCUGGGCUUCUCCUAAAUAGUCCAUUUUGCUUCCAGUAAAAUAUUUACGCUUGUUUCUGGCCACAGUGACCUUAACUAACUGGAAGAGUGAGAUUUUACUAGCCCAAUGAAGCACUUAGCGAUUAUAAUUGCUCCCAACAUCAAAGAGUUAUCUUCUAAUGAGCCUGUGUGCAUGAUAAUCUGCCAAGAGGGAAAUAAAGCAAGCUGUGACACAUGUUAGCCUUAAAUAUAAUGAAACCCUCAAAACAAACAUUCUUAAUAUAGGCUUCACAAAAAAAAUUAAUUUAUUAUAAGCCCGAAAUAUUAUGCUAGUAGCCAGAAAGAAGGCAUACUUUUAGUUGGUUUAACUUGCACUGUACAUAUAUCUUGUUACCCUGACGCAGAUUUACCUUCUGUGCUUAACCUUCUCAUCCUAACACUUUUGUCAUCGGUAUUCAUCAGAUCAUCACAUAUGGCUUCAUGUCCCAUGUCACAUUUUUAUUUGUCAAAAGUGAGAGCUGCGAUUUUAAUGUUACUCAUUGUUGUCGGCAAACUUUAGUAUCUGUGAUGCAUGAUUUUUCUUUUUCUGAAUUGCUCUUAGCGUUAUUGUGUUUUCUGGUGUUCUACUAAUGUAAAGAAAAGCAGAACAUGAUUAUGCAAUGCACAUGUGGUAGAUUUUAGUCUAUUUUCCAGUUGUGUGACAGAUGUUUUAUGUAUUUCAAGCUGUGUGUGUGUUUUCUCUAAACAAUCUGUUGUCCUGGUCUACAGUAUUAAUGCGCACAGCAACUGCACAAUAUCCAAGAUGGCAGUUUUUGAGUGACUGAAUCGAUUCUUGAAUACCAGAAAAAUGCUGCUGAUACAGUGUUAAAAUUUUAUUGCAACAGAAAGGUUUUUCUAUAUUUAUUUGCAUGCAGUAAAUUCACAAAAUUUUUAUGCACCCAUUUGGCAUUGCUAGGUUUGUUACCAGUUAUUGGAAUACUAGGCCAGGAUAAUGUAACGAUUAUAUUCUAAUGCCAUUUCUUGUUGCACUUCUUCAGUCGUUGGAGCAGUGCUCCACCUGCAUUUAUUGGCCGGAUCAGCCAGCCAUGAAAGGUGGAUGAUAAGACUGGUGUGGAAUUGAGUGAUAGGAACCACUACAUUAUACUGGCCCUAGUCGACUUCGCUACUGUGGUGUCAUUGUGUUUUGUUAACUUUAACAUGCAAUGGCGGUGGUAUGAAAAUUCAGCACGGAGAUUGUUUAGUGAGCACGAACUACUCAUUCUGCAUGUUUGUGGCAGAAAGGCCGUUUGGUAUUGUGCUGUUUCAGUGCAGAUAUUAACAUCAUUCACGAAAGAGCUUGCCUGUUGAGUGAUUUGAGAUUGAGUUGUACGACUUAUAAUGUGAGAACAAAGUGCCUUGCCUGUGACAAAAUGUUUGGAGUUGCGAUGCUAAGAAUCUGCUUUUGCGAGGUAUUUACAUCUUGUUUCCUUGGUGUUUUUAGACAUACAAGUGUCUUGAAUCAUUUGCAGAAGCAUUCGUCAUGUGAACUGCUGUUUGAAGAUGUUCGUGCUACUUUUAAUGUGUGUGUGCGUAGGUGUGGGAUAAUUUUUUUGUUGUGCUUACGGUUGUGCAAGUGGGUACAUUUCUACAGUUGUGUAGGUGUUGUCUCCUUUGUGUUUUUAGACGUGCAAGUGUCUUGGAAGCAUUUGCAGAAGCAUUCGUCAUGUGAACUGCUGUUUGAAGAGGUUCGUGCUUGGUUUUGAUGCAUGUUUGCAUGGUUGUGGGAGGAUCUUUUUGUUGUUGUGUUUACGGUUGUGCAAGCACAUUCAUUUCUACAGUUGUGUAGGUGCGUCCAUUUUUACAUUUUGUUGCAAGUCUGAAGGCUUUGACUUGGAUAUAAUACAUAUUAGGCAUUUAGACCAUGAAGCUGCAGGACAAAGGGCAUAAAGUGGGAGUAUAUGUGCUAGUAGCCGGUGACUGAAAUUUAUUUGUAGGUCCUUCUUUUACAGCAUAACAAGUAUACAUUUCACGAGUCACUAAAGUCACUAUUUCAGUAUCUGCAUGAAAUGGACCUCCAUGUUUACACACACUAAUUUCAUUUUCACAUUAUGCCGCAUGGCUAACUAGACGAAUACAAAAAUUAUGCAUGUGUGUGGGCAUAAACAGCAGUAUGUGCUUUUCAGUUGGGAAACAUUCUUUAUUCGCUGUCCUAGUCACUCUUCCCAACAAUUCUAUAUUCAAAGAAAACUGGAGUUAGAAACUAACUUUUCUUUUAGUACUUUUCAUGGGCAAAUAAAAUGCUGUUAGAAGAAAAGAAGUGCAUGAAAGAAAAAAGGCAUUCUUAUUUUUAUCCUUCAAUAUGUAACAGCAUCUUUUCUUGUUUCUUGCAUUGCAAAAAUUUAUAUUGUACAUAUCAUGAAGUCAUUGUGCUCACUUUUUCACCAUAAGCCUGCUCAUGUGUUGCUCUUUUGUGGCUACAUAUAUGUACGCCUUUGUCAUGUUGAGGGGGGGGGGGGGGCAGCUCUUUUAUUAAAUUUAGUUGUUUUAUAGCACCGUUAUAUUUCAUUAUACCUUUUGUCCUGCAUGCUCAUGCUUAAUAGUAUUGCCAACUGGCCUGAAAGCACAUUCUGUUGUGAACAUUUCUCACUAGCAGGUGCAGUUAAAGGUUUUUUUGGUGCAAUGUCACUGAUCUGCCUAAAGAGAUCUAAGGGUCUAAAAAUAGCUGUAUGACUGUUUGCAUUAGCAGCUUGUUCAGCAUUGAGAAGUGACUCUAGCAAAGUCCAUGCACAAAACUUGCAUUUGCAAAGAGCUGAUUCAGAUAGUCAAGUGAGGGGAAUAUUGCAUAAGCAAUGUGCUUUCCAUUUAUGUAUGAUAACAGUGGCUUAUAAGAAGUUUAAAAAGCUGCGACCUGUUAUUUGUUUUAGCAUGUUGUUUAGCAUUAAAAAGUGGCUUUCAAAUCACGCACAACAGUGGUGCCCACAAAUGGUACAGAUGGGUGGUUAUGUGGAGGGAAUCUGCCAGAAGCAGCAGGCUUGUAUUAAAAGAAAACAGGAAUGGCCUAGAAGAAGUAGAAAUCUAGUUCCUGGUGUAGAGGCAAGUUAUUUCUUGGCUUUAUGAAACUGCCACGUUUUUUUUUCACAGCUUCGGAAACAUGGAUAUGCAUGAGCUUCACCGUGAAGGCCACUUAACAUGGUGCACCAGUGCUGGUGACUAUGAUGCAGAGUACAAUUUUGUUCUUGGUUUAGUUACAAAUUUGUUAUUUGCUUAUUUGAGCAAAAUGCACAUAUGCCAUCCACUUUUUCUUACCUAAUGCGGUUGCCUAUAGAUCUUGCCCGUGAUAUAUGCUGGUUUAAGAGCAAAUAAAGAAGAAGAAAAAAGGCAUUCAAACUUUUUAUCUGUACUAAUAAGACCAACCACUGGACAAGUUUAAUAAUCUACUACACUUAGCUAAAAUAUCUAGUAGCAUGUUCUAAUUCCACUUUAUCAUACUUUUGUGCUGUGUUAUAAAGACACAAAGGAGAGCUGCAUAACUUUAUGCAUUUUUACCUUGUAACACAUGUGAUAAACAUUGAAAGGUGUUUCAAGCCACAUAGAAAAGAAUAAAAAAGCUGCCAGUGUGUGAAAUUAGUGUUAUAAAGCCUUAGAAUGUAAAAUACACAAACAUUUUUCUCACCCUUUUUGUUUAUUGCCAGUAUGCACUGUUUCUACUAACAAGCUGAUGCCUGCCUUAAUUUAAGCACCAUUUACUGAUUUAUAUUGACAGUGCAGGUCUUUUGCUUGCAAUAUUUUGUGUUAGUGGACAUUUCUUGCUCCAAAAAGUCCUCCCCCCCCCCAACACUUUUUUUUUGCCUGCGCUGUUCUCAUGUUCUAGUCUGUAUUGCUGAAGCAACAGCAACUUUCAUGCAUGUUGAGCUUCCAUCUUGUUUGGACUGCGCAGACAGUGUUAAUGUGUGUUUGAGUGUGGUUGCAAAUAUUUCAUGUUGUCGUUGAGAGACUGUAUAGCAAAUGACUUGGUGCAUUCUUUUUAGCACUGAGUGACGUAGGAGUGCUGAACUUUUGAAAUAUUUUUCACAGCUCUGACAAGUGCUCCUUUGCUGGCAGAAGUACGCAGACCACAGCAGUUACCAAGAAAUAGUUUCCUUUUGAAAAAGCAUACAUUGUAUAACUUAACAAUGCAGCCUACACAGAUUCAUGUGACUACUGCAAAAGCACCACUUGAUUUCGAACUGGGAGCUGCAAGAAAAACAAAUUUUUUUUUUUAACUGUUGUGGUGUGUGGGCUUUUUCUGGUAUUAGGACAUGUUCUUUUGCUUUUAUUGAUGGAAGGUACUAGCAAUCUGCUGUGCAAUACAUUUGCAAACUAUGUUUGGUGCAAAACUUUUUUUUUCUCGAAGUGUCUUGUUUCAACAGAGUGUUUGCUAGUGCUGGUUCAGAAUAACUGCAAAUAUCACUCGGUGACAGUUGCUUUUGUGUUGUGUUAUUUCUAAUUGCAUGCAGCAUGCAUGCAUAAUGCUAUUAAAAUUGAAAUCAAUGGUAUUCCCGCAAAUUCGUAAUUUGAAUCCUCUGCCGAACCUGCAAGAUUGUUCCUAGUUUGCAUUUUGUUUUCAUUAACCUAGAGGCAUGUUACUUAUUACCUUAAAUAAAGUUGUACUGUGGGGAAGAUCAUGUA
This is a messenger RNA of Dermacentor andersoni, 8661 nucleotides long. It is a transcript of the gene gcl, whose product is annotated as germ cell-less. Lineage: Eukaryota; Metazoa; Arthropoda; Arachnida; Ixodida; Ixodidae. The record is from RefSeq and is a predicted model, not a curated record. Gene Ontology annotation, molecular function: protein binding. Gene Ontology annotation, biological process: germ cell development.